Molecule: messenger RNA, 1035 nt
Organism: Candida dubliniensis CD36
Lineage: Eukaryota; Fungi; Ascomycota; Pichiomycetes; Serinales; Debaryomycetaceae
Product: mitochondrial 37S ribosomal protein mS43
Exons: 1
Coding region: 1-1035 (344 amino acids)
Biological process (GO): superoxide metabolic process
Molecular function (GO): metal ion binding; superoxide dismutase activity
Source: RefSeq, a predicted model, not a curated record
AUGAUUAGAAGAUCUUCCCUUAUAUUCACUAGAUCCAUAUCGACAUCUUUUUCAUUACCAGUGAAUAAGACUUUAGAAAUUUUCAAGGCAACAAAUGCCAAUUUUGAAGGAUUAUUCACUAACAAUGCUAUAAAUCAAUUAUGGUUUCAAAGAGGUCAACAAUUAGUUCAAAACUUGAAUCAACACUUAGCCCAAACCAAUAAUGGAUUACUUAGUGACACCAAUACCAGUGGUACCAAUGAUAAUGGUAAUGAAAAUAUUGUUAAUUAUUCUUUAAAUGAAAUCGUAUCUAUCACAAUGAAUAAGCCAGAAUUAUUUCAUAUUCAUAAAAAUGCCACUAAUUUAUAUAAUUUACAAUUUUUCUUUGAAAAUAUUCGACAAUUAGAACAACAACCACAAGAAAUCAUACCUAGUGGACCAGAAGUUUUAUUAAAAACUCCAAAAGAUCAAUUUAAAAAUGUUCCACUGGAUAAAGAAUUAGUUGAUUGGAUUGAACAUUCAUUUGGAUCGAUUCAAGAAUUAAGAAAUUUGAUUAUAAAUUCUGCAAAGGGGAUAAAAGGUGAUGGUACUGUUUGGUUAGUAGCUGAAAGUACCAUGAGUGAGAAUUAUUUGAGUAAAAGUAAUUUUUCAUCACCAUUAUUUCAUAAUUUGGCAAUUGUCAAUACAUAUAAUGGUGGUAUGAUUGAUGAUUCUGAAAGAUCAGGUCAAUUAAGAAGAAUGAAGAGUGUAUUGCAACAACAACAACAACAAGAAGAAGAAGAAGAAGGAGAAGGCAAGUCAACAGAAAACAAACAAAAAAACAACUCAACUAGUGAGUUUGAAUUGGGAUCUGUUGAACAAGCUGAAUUAGAAACAGCUUUCCAUAAUAAGAGAUUGGUGCCUGCUUUAGCCAUCGAUGUUUCUCCAAGAAAUUAUUUGAUUGACUAUGGUGCAUAUGGUAAACAACAAUAUUUGGAAAAUGUUUGGGAAUGUAUUGAUUGGGAUAUCGUUUUAAGAAGAUUACCACCAAGAUCCAAACAAGUAAUUACUGUGUAA